Molecule: messenger RNA, 681 nt
Organism: Ilex paraguariensis (yerba mate)
Lineage: Eukaryota; Viridiplantae; Streptophyta; Magnoliopsida; Aquifoliales; Aquifoliaceae
Source: the annotation of a GenBank genome assembly
AUGUCUGCCCACGUUUAUUUGUUGGUAUGUAUUCUGAUUAAAGUGGUGAACUGUGAUAGUGGCUUCACCUUCUAUGAAAUCUUGAAACUAGGUGAAAUAUCAGAGAUAGCACCUGAUGGUCUCUUAAAGCAUGCUAACCAAACAAGUUGGGGAGUGAGCUCUGUUCUCUACUCAGUUCCCCUAAGCUUCAAGAAUUCCUCGAAAGGCAAUGCUUCCUCUUUCUCCACUAUGUUCGUCUUUAGCAUUGUCCCUGAAUUUCAAAACCCAAAUCAAGGAGUUGGAUUGUCAUUUUCGAUUAUGCCCUCAAAAGAGGUCCCUGGAGUUGUAUCAUCCAAACUUUAUGGCUUGAUCAAUGAAACAGGAGACGGAGAUCUAAAAAGACAUACCUUCAAUAUCGAGUUUGACACAUCCCAACAGUUAGAUGUUGGGGAUAUCAAUGACAACCAUGUUGGUCUAAAUCUUAACAGUAGAAGAUCAACAGAAUCCACUCCUGCAGCUUAUUUCACAAAGGGUGCAUUCAGAAACCUCACCCUGGCAACUAGGGAGGUUGCUUGUAGAAGGAGGCCAGUAGAGUCGAAGGCAUCAUCUAACGAGGUGAUUCUUGUGGACUGGGUAUUGGACUGUUUGAGAGGAGGAAAAAUUUUGAAGACGGCAGAUCCCAAACUAAAGAAUGAUUUUUAG